AGCUCACGUAGAGAGCAGCUUCAGAAGGUCAGUGCAAAAGUUUGAUCAGAAUUCAGCAAAGAGGAGGAAGCAAUCACUAGGUAUAAUACUAUCAGGACUCGGGAGGAAGCAAUUGGAAAAAGCAAUCAGCAGAGAAAAAGAUCCACCCAGGUCUAGAUAAUCAUACAUCAAACUUUCAGACCUCAGUAUAGUGUAAGAAUUGAGAUGCUGAGCUUCUUCCAGUUCUAGCUGAGCUGGUCCAGCAAGAAGACGAGUGGCUGUGCAGUAACCCUUCAUGUGUGUCGGUCUACCUAUAAGUAUCCUGGAAAGGAAGCAGAGCUUUAACAGAGCUGUCGGCCUAAGUAGGAAAGCUCCACUUUUCUUCCGCCAGCUUGGAAGAUGCAGCUGGUGUAGCAACAUAGAGUGAUCCAAUCCGGACGGGGAAGUAGUCAAUGUAUCAUAAAAUCUGAAACAAUCCUGCUCCUGUUCACCUGUCUUCACAAAGACGAACGUAGUAGUUGCAGCUGAGUUUUUCGGCCUGCUGCACAUUGUGCUUGGAAGAGAUUUAAACUUUUACAGACUGACAGUGAGAGUCACCAGGUCUGAUAAGGAGACAAGAAAGCAUCUCUGGGAGCUUGGCUUGGAUUAGAUAAUUCGAAGACUUUUUCCAUAUACCAGGUGCUGGCAACAUGUCAAAGAAGCGAGGCAUGUCAUUGGAAGAAAAGCGAACUGCAAUGCUUCAGAUCUUCUAUGACUCUCAGGACUUCUUUCUCCUGAAAGAGCUUGAAAAGCAGGGACCAACGAAGGGCGUAAUCAGUCAGAGCAUAAAAGACGUUUUGCAAAGUCUGGUUGAUGAUGACCUCGUUUUCAAGGACAAGAUCGGAACAUCUGUCUACUUUUGGAGCCUUCCUUCUCGAGCUGUGAAUCAGCUGAGUCAAACACGAAGUGCCCUCGAAUCCAAGCUAGAGAGAGCCAAGAAGAGACGACUCGAAUUGGAAACCAGGAAGGAAGAAAGCACCAGAGGCCGAGAAAACUCAAGUGGACGGGAGCAAGCAUUGAAGCAGCUCAAGGAAGCAGAGGCCAAAAGCAAAGCUCUGAAGGACGAACUUGCCCGGUUUGCAGAUAAUGAUCCAGCAGCAUUGGAGGCAAUGAAAAGCGCCUCGAAAGUGAUGCGGGAUGCUGCCAACCGUUGGACAGAUAACAUCUUCUCCUUACAAAGCUGGUGCGCGAACAACUUCGAACAUAUGAGGGAGGCGCUGGCCGGCCUGUACAAAGAGAUCGGCAUCCCGGAAGAAUUUGACUAUCUUGAAACCGAAGAAUAGGAGACCGUUUUGCUGUGGAGCGUCGCUUUUACAGGCAGUUGUUGCUUGGGAAGGUACCUACUCUCCAGUUGACAGGUGUCUUUUCUAUGAACAGGGCGUAUGCCCAGAGAGAUACGCAUAACGAUUGCCAUGGACGGUCGAUUCCUGCAGAGACAGGCCGUUGUUGCCCCCUAUUUCAUACAGCAGAGCACGCAAAAUGUACUGGGUUUGUAAUUUAGUAGCACAGAAUGCAGUGGUAGUCCAAACUGCGUGUCAACCCAGGCCGGUGUUUUAGACACAGGUGCUAGGAAGCUGUCCGGCGCAUGCAGCUUUUUGUCAACAUCAUCAAUUCUUAUGACUCUCGAGGAAGCUAGCGUGCACCUGAAA
Klebsormidium nitens is the source of this 1667-nucleotide messenger RNA. The record is from the annotation of a GenBank genome assembly. Lineage: Eukaryota; Viridiplantae; Streptophyta; Klebsormidiophyceae; Klebsormidiales; Klebsormidiaceae.